AUGAGGUCCUCAACAACCAUCCUCGCCACCUUGUCGGUGUUCCUCUCCAUCAUCAGCCCCAAUCUCGGAGCACCAUUCCCAGCGCCAGCUCCCAAGCCAGAUAUCCAAGGCCGCGCUUUCAAUUCUCGCUUCGCACCCAAAGCUCGCCCAGUCUUCCCCCGAACUGUCUUCGAUAACUACACGACGAAGAAGGACAAGCGAGAAGCCGAACCCGAGCCGAUCCCACAACCAGAGGCAUUGCCAGUACCACUACCACUGCCUGUGCCUGAAGCCAACCCUGCACCACUACCAGUACCUGAAGCCAAUCCAGCACCAGUACCAAUGCCAGUGGCCAUUCCUAAUCCAUUUGCACAACCCGAAGCUCUAGCUCAGCCAAUUGCUCAACCCGAAGCUCUACCCCAACCUAUCGCUCAACCUGAAGCUCUACCUCAACCAAUCCCCCAACCAGAGGCAGCUCCAGCAGCCAUCCCCAUCGCCAUCCCCGAAGCCGCUCCCCAACCAGCUCCCGUCCCAAUCCCAGAUCCCGUCCCCGUCCCAGCACCAAACCCAGUCGCCAUCGCCGUUCCUGAGCCCGAGCCACACGCCCCACGAGCUCCGCAAGAAAAGCGCGACUGGUCCGACUAUCCCGCCUACCCGGUCCCCAACGACAAGAGGAACCUUCCUGGUAUUCCACCUUUCCCAACUGCGAGCAUUGGCCUUGGCAUACAUCUCUAA
Bacidia gigantensis is the source of this 714-nucleotide messenger RNA. RefSeq lists its product as uncharacterized. The record is from RefSeq and is a predicted model, not a curated record. Bases 1 to 714 code for a protein of 237 amino acids. NCBI's taxonomy places the organism in Eukaryota, Fungi, Ascomycota, Lecanoromycetes, Lecanorales, Ramalinaceae. The transcript is spliced from 2 exons.